Paramormyrops kingsleyae is the source of this 6373-nucleotide messenger RNA. Lineage: Eukaryota; Metazoa; Chordata; Actinopteri; Osteoglossiformes; Mormyridae. The record is from RefSeq and is a predicted model, not a curated record.
UUUCUUUCUCAUACUAGUGGUCAUAAUGCUUUACUACAUGUCCAUACAAUGCUUGUGUUAACCAAUCCAUCCACUGACUUUUAACCCCAAAAUCUGUUACAUUGGUCAGGGUUGUUGCCUGUUCCAUGCCUGCAUUAAAUCCCUUUGCAUAAAUCUCAGUAUGCUGCUUAAAUUAAAUGCCUGUCUGCCUAUAAUAAAUGGGCAUAAUAAAUGUUUGCAUAUAUUAAAUACCUGCAUAGUGUCUAUACUAAAUGCCUAAAAAAGUCUAAAUACUAAAUGCCUAUUAUAAAAACCCGUACAGUGCCACUACUCGGUGCUUAUUCUAUGAUUAUUUUAAAUUCCUGUAAUACCUGUAUAGUGCCUUUACUAAAUGUCUAUUCUACAUUGCUAUGAUACAUGCCCAUAGGGUGCCUUUUAAAUUCCUAUAAUACUUGUACAGUGCUUUUCUCAAUGCAUAUUUUAUGCCUAUUCUAAAUUCCUAUAAUAUAAAAACACCAGUAGAAAUACCUGUAGAAUACCUAUACUAAAUGCCAAUAAUAAAUACAUGUAGAGUACCUAUACUAAACGCAUAUGCUAUGUAUAUUCUAAAUUCCUACAAUAAUUAUUAGAUUAGAUUAUAUUAGAUUAGACAAACUUUAUUGAUUCUUGGAGAAAUCAAGUAGAGUGCCUUUACUAAAUGCCUAUUCUAAAUUAAUGAAUACCUGUAGAGUACCUGUAUUUAUUGCCUGCAGUCGAACCCUUGAGAGAGACUCUACCUAAGCGUACAAUCCGAAGUUAAUGAUAGACGUGUGUCUCUGCUUGUGUGCACUACAGAAAACUGACUGUGUAUAUCAAUAUUCGAGCGCCCCCCCCCCCACGGCUGGAGUCUAAUCGUCUCUCUAGUCUGCAGUUGUCUGUUUGUGCUCUUCCGCAUGAGUGAAAUACUGACCAAAAUCGCGAGCGGGAGUCAGCAGUUUGAGCCGCAGCGGCUCAGCUGUGAAAAGGAGGGAGGCAUCCAGAAAAGGGGAGGCUAAGUGAGAGCUAUAGUCUGAACCAGCCACUGACUGGUGUAACGACAGUGACAGGCUGUCUCGCUCUCCUCCGGUCUGUGAAAAGCAAAGGAUUCUGGGUCAGGAACACAAGGCCAUGUAAUCCACCCCUGAUGUGCCAAUCCAGUGGAUACAAUCAUUGCCUGAAAUUAUUGUUCAGUGUCCCAUGAUAGGUUGGGAUGGACCCAGAGCACAUGCUGUCAGAAAGACAUCCAAGACCACCUUGUCACUGCCAUCAGCCUAAAACUCCUUAUUACUCCUUAUUACAUUUAUGUUCAGUGUCACAUUACAGAGCAUUGUCUGUGGGACAGUAAUUCCAGUAAUUCCGAAUUAGAAUGAGACCCCAUGGAUUGUCUGCUUGGGUAGAGCUUCAUGUGUCUUUCACACGAUCCAGCAAUAUUUCAAAGUCAGAUAUUUAAAUAUUGUGCCAGGCUUGAAGCCUUCCUUUUAUUUAAUACUAUAUCAUCAAGACACAAUGGCCCAGGAACUGUUACGGAGAGAUAGUUUCAUUCCCUUGGUGACUGUUCAUAUCUUUUUGCCUCAGACAUCAGGUCAGGGCUAUAAAUUUGAAUACCGACCAGUAUAAUUUUUUUCCCGCUGCUGUUUCAUCCAGGCUGAGAUCAGUGCCUCGUUGGGCAAGACAAUGGCCUGGAAUGAAGGGUGUGGAUGAGGAGCAAUGCGAGCCGCUGUCAUAGCAGAGCCACCACUAACUUGGACGCGGAGAGCAAGCGAGCGGCCCACUUCCGAUCGUCAUGGCAACAGCAUGUGAAUGUGUUCGGCUCGUGGAGUAGGCCGGAGUGCGUGCAGCAGCUGCGUCAGGAGGCAGAGCUCAAUCUCCAGAGCCUGCUCCAAGACUUUGAGGAGCACCUCUACGAGCCUAAAGUGACCGGGCAGACGUUCCGACACCCCUCCUCACUGAGCUCGGAGGACACCUCCCUGAGUGACCCCCCCGGGCUGAUCAGCCAGAAACCAGAGUUCAUCUUCCUGCCGGCUUCCAGUGAGGAGUGUGAGGGGGGGGCCACGCCCAUAGGGUUUUGGAGUCAAGAGCACAGCAUCACUGCUGAGAAGCCGCCCUGGCCCCCUAGUGGUCGGGCCCAAGAACAGCAGUGGCCAACAGACACCACAGGUGAUGAGGCACUUCUACAUGUUGACCUGAUUCAGGGAAUCUGCGGUCCUGAGUCUGACACUAGGUUGCUAACGCCAUCUCCCGAAACCCAGAGCCCCCAUCUGUUCCUGAGGAAGACCUACAGUGACCUGGAGCAGAACUUGCUGCACUCCCCUGGGAGCCCAUCAGGUGCAAUGGAGCAUGCCGGCCUGAUGUGUGGCAGCCCCUCCUGGAACGGGCCCAAGGGCUCCACCUUCUCACCAUCUUGGAACAACUCCAUGGAUUAUGUGAUGGCUCAUGGUCCAGCUACGAAACCACCAACUAACCAACAGCAAGCUGACCUGCUGCUGGACCCCUCCCAGAGUGGGUCAAGCCUCUCCUACAGCUCAGGCUCACACUCAAGCUCCUUUACCUCCAACUCUGUGGAGCCAUCAGCCAGAGCUCUGGCUACCACCAGCAUUAUGGCAGGCAAACGGGCCGAGACUGAAGGUGCUGCAGCAAGUCCCAGGGAUCGGGAAAAGAGACCCAUGCGGCCCGGGGCCCUCAGGUUCCGUGAACGGUCCCUGUCAACCCCAACAGACUCUGAAUCAUUCUGCUCGGCCGACAAUGUGUCUUGCAUGGAUACCCAACGCUUAGGAGCCGAGAGCUAUGCCUUGAUGUACCCUAGUGGGAGUUCCGAGGAUGGUGCAAGCGCUGACAAUGAGUCUCUGGCGGUGACUGAUUUCCACCCUGAUGGGCGACUGAGGAUAAGGUCCCGAAGCAUCUCCCUGAAGAAGUCGAAGAAGAAGCCCCCACCCCCGGUGCGCAGCGUGUCUCUGGUGAAGAACCUUAGGGGGGCACGUGCUGAGGGCCCUCAAAGAGAGAGCAGGCCCAGAAGCCUCUACCUUCCCAGAGAGCACUUGCAUGACUCUUAUUUAUCAGACUAUGUGCUCGGGGGAGAUGGCAGAUCCCUGAAAGAGGAGCCUGACAUACCAUUGUCCAUCAGAGAGACGAUGGAGGGGAGUCAGGCACCAGACCAGGAAGUGGAGCUGUCCUUCCCUGACCAAUGGCAGCUAAAUGAGUGGCACUCCAGUGACCCAUACAGGUCACUGUCUGGUUCUAGCACAGCAACAGGCACGACAGUGAUAGAGUGCCUGAAAGCACGAGGUAGCUCAGAGUCCCUUGACUCCCCUGGCACCUCUCGUGCCACCUCACCCUCUCAGUUCUCUGUUGAAGCAGAGGCAAAAAUCUCCCCCUUCAAGCCCCAUGGGCUAAUGUCCCCCUCCAGUGGCUACUCAAGCCAGUCAGAGACCCCAACACCAACAAUACCCAGUGCUCAAGUGACUGGACCAUCGCCAUUGGCUUGCAAGAUGCGGCCAAAGAUACCAGAGAGGAAGUCCUCGCUACCUGCCACAUCCCCCAUGGAGAGACCUGCCAGGUCACGCCUUUCCUUUGAGCUGCCUGUGGCAUCUGCCUCAGAAUUGCCCUCUAUCAAGCCCAAGCCCAAGGCUAGCCGACGACACUCUGAUACAUCUCCUACCAGCCAGUCAGGGCAGCCAGUGGUAACCCAGACUGAUCUGAGAAACGUGCGUCUUCGUUCUGUUGGCCGCUCAGAGAUUGAGGAUAACCUGGACUGCCCCGUGGACAUCAUCGAGGAGGAGCAAAUGAGGGAUGACGACAGCCCCCCUGUCACACUCCGUGAAAAACCUAAACCACCAGUAGCGGUGAAGCCCCCCCUUCCCAAACGACCCCUCAACCUGAUGCUGGAGUCUCCUUCCUCCUCUCUACAGGGUCCAGAAUCUCCACCAAUCUCGCCCAAAGAAUGGCGAAUGCCUGUAGGGAACAUCUACAUGGUGGUGAAAAAACCCAAGAAGAAACCUCUGCAAGCAGCACCCAUUGCCACUCAAGAGAUCCCUCAACAUCAGGAAGUGCUGGACAUUCAGCAAGGGGCCAGCCACAUUGAUCUUCCCUCCCCCUCCAGCCCAAAGAAGGAGCAUCAGACCAGGACAUUGACCAGCAGUGUCACUGUCUCCUGUUUGGCAGAGCUGGACAGAAAGCGGAUCAAGGUUCCCCCUCCGGUCCCAAAGAAACCCAGUGUCCUCCUGCUGCCCUCUAGUGUUGUCCACUCCAAUGGGGCAGAUGACAGCGGCCCCCCAUCGCCGGGUGGGGAGCGUGUGUCUGAAGAAUUUCCAGCUGUAGAGGAAAGCCAGGUCCAGACAAAACAAAGUGAACCUCAAGACAGUGAUGUCACAGCAUUUCCUACAGGGACACUGACAGGGAUCCCUGCAUAUGUAUUUUCUGAGGAGUGCGGCUCUAUUGCAGAGAUGGAAGCCCUGCACAUCUCUGAGGAGCCUACAGAGGGUGUGUUUGGCCUCACACCAACGCCCCAUACUACAGAAGAUCUGUUCACUAUCAUCCACAGGUCCAAACGAAAAGUUCUGGGGCGCAGGGAACCGUCGGCUACCUUUACCAGUCGGCCAAGCCUGGUGUCUCCAGUGCGGACUGACCCGCGGUCCCACACGCUGGGGGCCACACCCCGAUCCAGUUCACGGAACCAGAACUUCAUGGCCCUGUUGCAGAAGAAGAACAACAAACCCAGCACUGGCAGCAGAGUGUCGGCCAUGGAGCUUUUGAAGAGCACCAACCCACUCGCCCGCCGGGUUACCGAAUUCAACCAGUCUGAGCUGGACCCGACCGAUGGCCCCAGAACACCCCAGGGACAGUGAACUCCUGGCCAAUUUGGAAAAAGGCAGGGAGUCCUGUACUGACACGUCGCAUUUAUAUGACAUUUAUUUGCAGAGAUCUCCAACCAGCGAGACACCACUCUCAAUGUUCUGUGGAUUCCGAUUCGGAAAAAGUCACAAUUAUGUUUUCUUUGCUGUUCAAGUCACAGUCCAGUAGUCCCCUGGGCCACACUGGAAGAACAUUAGCGUAAUUGUUCUGGGAGUAAGAGUGUGGAACAUAAAAAAAUCUAACUGGAAAAAUAACAUCAGUGGAACUGUUUUGUAAAGCAUGGAAUACUACAGCUGAUCUGGAAGGGCAACAUCGGGAACUUGGGUGGACACAGAUAUGAGUAAGAAAGUGAAAAGAGACUCGGAUAUCUCUAUGGAGUGUGGUCUAGCUGGACCAAAAUGGAUAUUUGCCUCCUGAGAACAAAGCAUAAGUCUCAUUUAAAGGUCUUCAAAUGAAAGCAAACAGGUAAACAAUCCAAAACAUUCCACAAAGACUUGCAAGAAGGACAUGGUAGCCCUCAUGUUCUAGGGAAAAAAGCACUUUCAUUAACUUAAGACAUGAGCCUACAGCCAUUUUCCCCCAAAAUAUUGAACUUGUAUAUAGCUAUAUAUAAAUAUAUAAACUUAACUGCAGAGCUGUUUGAUGGUUUUAACAAGCGAAUGUAAAUGUACAAAUGCCUUGGGAUGAAGGACAUGGAAGACAGCCACCACACAUGACCUCUGAAGGUUGCCACGGAGCCCUACUCUGCCCGGAUACACACACUAUGCGCAGGAACCAGGAAUGGUCUGCAGGGGUUUGGCCGUGCUCGCUGGAGGUGGACUGGGGCUAGAUGGAGAGGAAGUCAGGUGAUCUUGGAAAGAUGCAAGGGAAGACACCUCCAGUGCAGCCACAGGUUGCUACCGUCCAGUGUCGCUGUGCAAUCAAGUGUUUCUUAUCACUCAGGAAACCCUUUUGGCGUGUGUGAGCAUACACGCAUGCUAGUGGACACACAUACACAUCAAACCACCUGGCAACAGCGAGGAUGACAUUUGUCCUCAGGGUGGCUAGAUUGCUUUGGCUGUUAUCCUCUGCAUGGUGUGUGAUGGCAGUACGGGACACUGCGAAAGGAUACUCUGCCUGUGCCUGUAGUGUCAAGCUACAGCCUUGCCUGAGGUUCAGCUAAUCUUCUUGCUAUCUCUACAGUCAAGGUUAGAGAAAGUCACAAAAAGGAAGACGCAUUCCUCAGAGCAAGGGUUUUCCAACCAGAUGUCCACCGCCCUCUGGUGGUCGGUGAAGCAGUUGAUGGGGGUCCACAGGAAUGUUGACAAAAUGCUGGUACUGUCAUCCAGUUUAGAUUAAAAAUGUUGGAUGCGUUGUUUGUUGCUUAUGUGAUCAUGCAUUAGUGGUAGGGGUUUAAGAAAGCUUGAUACGCUCUGCACUCUAGCAUUCACGGUAGACACGAGUUGCAGCCAAAAAACGUUAGUUCCCUUGAGCCAGGUUACUGAACACGGCGUGAGUGGGUGGGUUGGGGUUGUUUAAGGUGGGGCAG